This is a messenger RNA of Symbiodinium necroappetens, 421 nucleotides long. Lineage: Eukaryota; Dinophyceae; Suessiales; Symbiodiniaceae. The record is from the annotation of a GenBank genome assembly.
AUGGGGAUUGCGGCCCUUGGCAGACUGCACCUCUGCCACGACGCAGAGCCCAAUGAAGACGGGGUCUUGGUGAUUGCUCAGAGGCGCCUUCCGGUGCAGGAGGAUCUUGUCCGAGACCAUUUCAUGGCACUGUUGGCUGUGAUUUUCGAGAUGAGCAUGUACGUCGUCUACCUCCGUUCCAGCCCCGCUCGCUUUGCAGCUUUGCUCGUCGACCCAAAAGAUGAUCUUCAAACGAGUCAAUUGCAAGAUGAGAUCAUGAAAAGCAUCAGAGAGGAGUGGAAGACAAUCGUGCAGAUGGAGAACAAGGCGAGCUCCAACCAGCUGCUGCAACAGAGGUGCUGUUUCACGCGAUGGGUGUGCUACCGCGAGCCGAUGACAUGCUUGGAGCUGGAACAAUGGUCCAUGACGGACAAGGCCAGGG